UACAAAUUGUGACAGUAUUGAUACAAGUGAUCGGUCACUUCACAGCUUUCAGAUAUACCUAUAUAUAAUUAUACGUUUCUAUGACAAUCAUACGCACCUUGUGUUACCAAGGCGAUAACAUCAACAACAUUAGCCAAUUGAUUCCUGUGUUUAACGCGAGUAAAACGUAGAAUCAGAUUCAAAUAUUGAUAUGGAAACAGUAUAUUGAAUAUAUCGACAUGCUAGACUUUUGAAAAUAUUAUAUGUAGUUACUUUUGAAAUAGACAUGGGAAACGGAUCGUCAAUAGAGAGUACCAAAACUGUUUAUCUGGACAUAAAUGGAAAGUCAGAAAAGAUCAUUUUCAGUAGACAUUGUAGUUCCAGAGAUAUACAUGACCUUAUUGCACAGGUUGCGGGGGUCGGCAAAUUCAGCGAAAUAUCACUCAAAGAUUGCCAAGGAGCACAUGUUUCAUUGGCUCCUACAAUGCCAAUGAACUCAAAUGGAUUACCUUAUAAAGUAGCCAUCAAGGACUCGGCUCCUACAUCAGGUGAUAAUGAAGUCAUCGCUCAGGUAUUGACAACAGUUACAGAACAAUUCAACAGAGUAUUUAAAAUGGAAGAGCUAAAAUCCGAUAUAUCUUCAAGGCUUACUGCAUUGGAACGAAAAAUGGAAAUUGAAGGGCUUAAAUCUGUAGAAAUUGAGAAAUGUAAGCGAGAUAUAUCUGAGAUUAAAGACCAAAUAUGGACAGCACAAAAGAAAUUUGUUGACUUUAACAGAAUAAGACCACUCGUAUAUGGAUAUGGUUUUGAUCCUUUUUACAGUUCUGUAAGCGAUGAGACGAAAAUCAGUUUAAAAAGGGAUGUUCCAGCUUAUCCAAAGUACACAUUAUCACAUGAGACAACCGACUACCUGAAGCAGCCAACAUUUGAUAUCUGGCAUUGGGAACCCAAUGAGAUGCUUAGUUUAAUGGAGCACAUGUAUCACGAACUUGGAUUAGUAGCAGAGUUUAGCAUAAAUCCCAUUACACUAAAGCGAUGGAUCCUCUGUGUUCAAGAAAAUUACAGAAACAAUCCUUUCCAUAACUUCCGACAUUCUUUUUGUGUGACUCAAAUGAUGUAUGGAAUGAUAAACCUUUGUCGUUUAUGGGACCACAUGUCCAGAGAAAGUCUUGGAAUUCUGAUGACAGCAUGUGUGUGCCACGAUUUGGAUCAUCCGGGUUAUAACAACACAUAUCAGAUAAAUGCACGAACAGAGCUUGCCAUUCGAUAUAACGAUAUUUCACCACUAGAAAAUCAUCACUGUGCUAUAGCGUUCAAGAUUCUAUCUAAUCCUGAAUGUAAUAUUUUUUCGAACGUUGAUAAGGACACAUUUAAACGAAUCCGCUCUGGAAUGACUAUGUUGGUAUUAGCUACUGACAUGGCGCGGCACGGUGAAAUUAUGGAUGGGUUUAAGGAAAAAUUAGAACUUGGAUUCGACUACAGCAAGAAAGAUCAUAUGGACUCGCUGAAGAUGGUUUUGAUUAAAGCUUGUGAUAUUUCGAACGAAGUCAGACCAAUGGAGGUAUCAGAACCUUGGGUAGAUUGUUUGUUAGAAGAAUAUUUCAAUCAGUCUGACAGAGAGAAAAGUGAGGGACUACCAGUAGCACCAUUUAUGGAUAGAGACAAAGUAACAAAGCCAACCGCCCAGAUUGGAUUUAUCAAAUUUGUAUUGAUUCCUAUGUUUGAAACGUUAUCAAAGUUAUUUCCAGUUUUAGAUGAAACUAUGGUAGAACCAUUGCGAACAGCUCGUGAUCGAUAUGAAAGCAUGAAAGAACAGGUUGCUCAAGAUGAAAAGGAAAAGAAAUGAACAUUCAAUACACAAUAGACAUUCGUUGAAGGUACAAUUCAAUUGACAUUAUGGUUGAAGCUCAUCAAAGACUGGUGAUAAAUGUGUCAUAGGUUAUGCACGAUUUCUGAUUUUGUGAAAACUUUUUUGUAAUAAAGUUCCUUUUUAAUCUUACAAUUAUGAUAAAUGGAACCAAUAUUGUAAUAUCACUUUACCACAUAACAGAGUCGUUUGAAGAAAGCAACAUAUGGUAUAUCUAUGUUAUACUAAACGUAUGUAUCGGAGUUAUCAGAUGAAUUUAUUAGGUAUUUGGAAUUUACUGAAACUUUCGAUGGGAAAUGUUUACAUGAAUUAUCUCCCUUUGACCAGAAAUACUUCUAACCUAAAAAUCACUUAAAUUUUGAACGUGCAUUGCAAAUUAAUCUUGUGUCUUAUUAGCAUGAUACUUAACUAAAGCAUCACUUAUGUCGCUUCUUUAAACCUCUUUUUUGGAGUUUAUUACAAUAUAUUAACGUAUAGAAUAUUAUGUUCCAAGAUUAAAUUUAUUAUAAAGGUGCACAGUUCUAUUUUUUUUUAACAAUUUCGAUGGAUUAUUGUUAUGCAGAAUUGAAAAUAAAACUUUGGUAUCACGAUCUUUUAAUUUUAAAGAUAAGCAUAUAAAAUGUGAUAAUUUUACAGUGCAUUUAAAUAAGUAUGUUCAUGCGGAAAGUAAUUAUUAUCAAUUUUUAAAAAGUGACCAUUCAAGACAUUUCACAUGAAAAAUGAUUUGGAAGAUAAUAUGCAAUUCUUAGAAUAUAUCACGAAACCCUAUAAUGAUACGUAGUUGUAAUAUAUUGACAAGUUGAAGGAGAAAAAUAACGACGAUUUUUUCAAUAUUUAUUUAAAACAGGACAUAACAUGUAUAUAAAUUUGUAAUUAAUUACAACUCUCAGGGUUCUGAAAGUGAAGUUUAUUACAUGACUAUGUAUUUAAGUGUUUAGUGUAACACGCAAUCUGCCAAAAUAUCAUAUAUGUUCUAUUUGAUACAUGUUAUCAAGUCCGUUAAUGAUUUUAGGAGGUAAAUUAAGAAUUAUAUCUUUGAUUAAUAAUUUGUUUAUAAUUCUUAAGUUGAUAAUUACAUUCAUGAAGGAACGCUCCUGUAUAUAGGACGAAAUUUUAUGUAACAUUUUCAAGGAGUUCUUCACUUUAAAUUUUUUUUAACACAUAAUUAUAUGCGAAUGUAUGUACCAUAAACAAAUUCUUUGUCGGAAUGCUUGACUGUGAUUUAUUUUACGUUAACUCAUUUGAAUGAAUCAAAAACGAAAUAAUAUAACAACGUAUAUAACUUACAUACUGAAAGUAAAACAAAACACAAACGGGAUACUUUGUCUGCCACCAGGUUAUAAUGCUUGAAUUUUCUUACUUCUACCAGUUAUACAAAUGUCUAAAUAAAGUAGUAAUGUAUCACUGUACGAAUACACUCCAAUUCAUUCAUGAUGUGUAGCGAUGAUAAACGGGGGGAAAAUUAAUGUAACUUUAGGACAAUACCGAAUGAUUUCAAAUAGAAUACAAAUCAAAUUGCUGUUUCUUUCAACUUAUAUCAUCCUGAAAAGAUUAUGACGGAAAACAAAUAGAGGUAGUGACCUACACGUAACUUGGCAACGUAGGUAGAGGUAGUGACCAUGGUCCUACACGUAACUUGGCAACGUAGGUAGAGGUAGUGACCAUGGUCCUACACGUAACUUGGCAACGUAGGUAGAGGUAGUGACCAUGGUCCUACACGUAACUUGGCAACGUAGGUAGAUGUAGUGACCAUGGUCCUACACGUAACUUGGCAACGUAGGUAACAGUCUUUCUAAUAGUGACGGUUCUGAGUAUAUAUGUUGAACAUUGACAUUGUUACUUCCAGUGGCAUUGGUAACGAUGAACUUUUCUUUUGUAACUGUCGAAAUUUAAUUGAUUAUAAGAAUGUUCCGUAUGAUGUUUGUACAAUAUCAAACGGUAUGGGUUGCGAGGAUACUUGUCGUUUUCCAAUGUUACUGUUUAUGACCAAGUAUAUUACUCUAUUUUGUACAUAAUUUAUUUCAUCUAUUCCAUAGUCAUACUUAUAUAUUUUUGUCAUGUUUGUUUAAGGGUUAUAUAAAAUUGCUAAAGAAAUGGCAAUUUAUGUCGUUCAAUUUUCAUAAUCCGUCCUUUUCGUUAUGAUUCCCAAACAUUUUAUCGUUCAAAAAAAUUCAAUUGUAUUAGUUGUUAUAUGUUUGUAAAUUUUAUAUGAAAUAAAGAUUUUCAAUAGAUUUA
Molecule: messenger RNA, 4081 nt
Organism: Mytilus californianus (California mussel)
Lineage: Eukaryota; Metazoa; Mollusca; Bivalvia; Mytilida; Mytilidae
Product: high affinity cGMP-specific 3',5'-cyclic phosphodiesterase 9A-like
Exons: 17
Coding region: 266-1825 (519 amino acids)
Biological process (GO): cGMP catabolic process
Molecular function (GO): 3',5'-cyclic-GMP phosphodiesterase activity
Source: RefSeq, a predicted model, not a curated record